Messenger RNA from Ictidomys tridecemlineatus (thirteen-lined ground squirrel), 6133 nucleotides. NCBI's taxonomy places the organism in Eukaryota, Metazoa, Chordata, Mammalia, Rodentia, Sciuridae. The record is from RefSeq and is a predicted model, not a curated record.
GCGCGCCGUAAACGCGUAAGCGCCCCGAGAGCGGAGCGCGGCGCAAUGCAGUGCCGUCAUAAGGCGGAACUUCCGGUCCAAGCACGCCUCCCCAGGAACUUCAGCGGGGACCUUGUGGGCAGACAGAAAUGGACUCAGAAAUCAAGGAAGAAAUCCCUGUACAUGAGGAAUUUGUUCUGUGUGGUGGAGUUGAAACACAGGUUCUAAAAUGUGGUCCCUGGGAUGACCUCUUUAAUGAUCAAAAUGUCAACAGACCUAAACUGCUUAUUUUCAUUAUUCCUGGUAACCCGGGUUUUUCUUCUUUUUAUGUGCCAUUUGCAAAAGCUUUGUACUCUUUGACAAACAGAUGCUUUCCAGUUUGGACUAUCAGUCAUGCUGGACAUGCCUUGGCCCCCAAAGACACGAAGAUUCUUACAACAUCAGAAGAUGCAAAUGCUCAAGAAAUUAAGGACAUCUAUGGACUACAUGGUCAGAUAGAACACAAACUAGCUUUCCUGAGAACCCAUGUGCCAAAGGAAGUAAAGCUUAUGCUCAUUGGCCAUUCAAUAGGCAGCUACAUUGCUCUUCAGAUCUUGAAGCGUGCCCCUGAGCUUCCAGUCAUUCACACCUUUCUGCUAUUCCCAACCAUUGAGCGAAUGGCUGAGUCACCCAAUGGCAGGAUUGCCACUCCAUUUCUGUGCUGGUUUCGAUAUGCUCUCUAUGUCACUGGCUACUUAUUACUUAAACCAUGUCCUGAGAAAAUCAAGUCCUUGAUAAUCAGAAUGGGCCUUCAAGUAAUGAACCUGAAGACUGAAUUUUUACAGACGAAUAUAUUACAACCGUUCUGCCUUGCUCUGAAAAAUUCAAGGAAUCAAAAUAUUCAAGUAUUUCAAAUGCUGCUACCCUUUGGCAAAGAUGGUGCAUCCCUUCAUGAAGACUGUGGCAUUAGUGUUCUUCUCCGGCGUAUGUGAAACAUCAUUUCCUACCCAGCAUUCAGAGAAGAGUAACGCUAAUCCAGUUAGCAUGCAUUAUAAACACUACCAGUGUUCACCAGUGGUAUCUGUAUAACUAGAUUGUUUUAAAUGUUAUUUUUAAAGAAUGUUCGUGGAUAUUUUCCUCCUUUAUUUCAAGUAUGGAAUGUUUGCUACUCCAUAUUUUCUUUAGAGUAAAUGUUCUUCCAUCUCAUGAGAAGUAGACUUUCCUCUCAGACAACUAAAUUGGAUUUUCUGAUCAAAGCUAAAAGAAGAUAUAUUUUAGCUCAGCAGUUUCACAGGUCAAAUAAUUAACUUUUUAAAAAUAUUCUAAGUUCUUUUCAUUAGGCUAAAUUGAUGUUAAUUCCUUUCAGUUACCUAACUAGAAAAACAGCACAGAGAAAUAAAGAAUUCCUGAUGGGUUACUUUGUUGAAUAUGUUCUUGCAAAAGAAACUUUCACAUUUUUCCUUUCUUUAAUCAAUAUCAAAGUAACUUUUUAAAAUAUUUACAGUGACAUCUAAUGAACUGAACUAUUUAAUGAGCUGACAACACAAGAUUCACUGAAGAAUCACAAAUUUCUUAGAGUAUUUUUAACUCAAACACAUUAAUUUUUUUUAUUAAGAAGAAACCCCCUUGCUACCUAUUCUUUCACUUGUGUGAGCAGCUUGUAAAAAUAAAACCCAACUGCAGUUUUUAACGAUUCUUAUAAGUUCUACCUCAAAUUCAGGAAUAAAGGGGAAAACAAGGCGUUUUUGGCUUUUGUAGUGUUUGGAUUUAGGGCCAAGAGUGAUUAAAUCUGAUGUGAGGAUAUCAUCUCCCUUUUAGAAACAAAUGGGCCUGUGAAUAUCCUACUGUAUUUUUCUGAAGAAAUCUUAGAUUUUAAAAUUAUCUUUCAGUCUAAAAAGUUGUAUUAUUAAAAAAAAUAUGGUUAUCUUGGGUUGCAUUUUUCUUUUGGGUGAAUGCACUGUCACUUGUGUGAGUUAUCAAUUUGCAGACUAAAUGGAUGAUCAUAAUAACCAAAAUCCUGGCUUACAAAGAAACACAUAAUAAAUCAAAUAAAUAAUUAACAUUUUUCCAUAUUACACAGAAAUUUUACAAUGGGAGAAUUUCUCUUUUAGUUCUGAUUUCUACAUUGUUAAAAGCCACAUUUGGCAUCAUUACUAAAUAUGGAAAACAACCUGGAAAAACUAAAGAACCGCUAAAGAAAUUCCCCUUGUUAAAUGGUUUCAUCCUAGUUUCUGAGCCUAUGUAGCCCUGCUAAAUCUUUUGACAGAACCUCCUGUUUUAUGGCUCUUUGAAUACCCCACCUUACUCUACUGGCAGUGGUGCAUGGAUUUUCAUAGAGUGGAAACUUCUUAGGUCUCCAGAAUACUUAAGUCUCAUAAUCUGACCUCAAUCCCAGACUUUGCUACCAUGCAGACCUGCUUGUCUCCAGCCUUCCUAACUCCCCUGUACCCCCAAAAUCUUGUUACCCUCAGGGAUAGUCAGAAGAUGUGCAAGGAGGGCCUACCCUUGAAAGGCUCUUUUCAGUCAGCCACUACAACUUCUUUCUCUUGGAAAUCCCUAGACUUGUGCAGAUGUCGUAUGAUGCCACCUUUCUCCCCCACUCCAUUGCCAGAAUCCCAUGGAAAUUAAGCAUAACAACCCCUGUGCUUCGGACAAAAACACUCAGAAAAUUCAAAGGCACUAUCUUUAUUUUUAUCAGCUGGGAUGAAUUUGACUAUAGUUAACAGAAAACUAUGAAUUUGACUAUAGUUAACAGAAAACUAUGAAUUUGACUAUAGUUAACAGUGGCCAAAACAGAGAGGUCAGUUUUUCUCAUGCACCAAGAAAUUGAGAUGUAGUAAGAUGAAGUAAAAAUCAUCCACACAAUGCCAUCAGGGCUGUGGGUUAUUGGUACAUUUCCACUCUGUUGGCCUUAGCAUGUAGACCUUUUUCCAAUGCUCAUCAUCUCAUGCUUACAUGAUGGCUCCCUAGGCCUCCUAUUUGACAUUCCAAUAGGAAACAAAAAGCAUUGGGGAGAGGUAAAAAAGCAAAAGGUCUAUUCCUAAUUAGCCUUUGGGUUAUUAAGAAAGAGAAAUCCUUCCCAGGAUUUUCCUCCUCUAGAUUAAAAGCCAAAACUGUCACAUCACUCCCUAAAAGGGAUAUAGAGAAGUCACACAUUGACUUUCCUCAUCUCUUGUUAGAGGAGGUCAAGGGAAAUGAAGAAUUUUUUUAUUGGCUUUUGGAUCAUUACACCAUUAUCUAUUACAGCCUCCUACAAGAUAGUCUUAAGACUCAUCUUUCAUGUAUUUAAUCACCUACCAAACACCUCACUAAGGCAGUUAACUCCAUUUCCUGUCCACCAUGACUAAAAUCUACCACAGCCAUGUUUAUCCAAAAUGUCUUCAGAGUUUAUAACCCUUGGCAAGAUAAAAACCUCAGACUAGGGUCUACAGUCUAUUUCUUAAUUGUUGCUGGCCUUCUGCAAAGAUGUCUGAAUGUAUCUGUUCAUGGGAGAGCCCAUUUCAGUUCCCAUGGUUAUUAUUAUAUUUUUUUUAUUUUAAGGGGAGUUUAAAAUAGAACAUGUUACUGUUUCACCUGUAUUAGUUGUUACUAGUGACUUCCCUUCCCAGCCACCCUUCGACAUAUCAUAUUUCAUACAUUUGAUUCUCUUGGCUUUUAUGACUGGGGAGAGGGUGAUGGCUAGAGCUGAUCAAACUGAGGGUAUGAAAGGGUACAUUGAGCAUCAAGAGAACCAGACAAGUACCUCUGCAUACCAUUGUUGCAUGGGUUAUACACAUGUUUUCUCUUGAUGUUCAUUUAAAAUCCAUCAUCAUGGAGAUAAAUGUACUAAACCUUUUUUUUUAUCCACCAAAUCUUAUAAGGAAUACAUUUUUUAAAAGAAUCAUUUUUCCUUAUAAAUAUCGUGAUUUAUUUUGGACAUAUAGACUCUGUUGGUCCCUUUAAAGACUUAAAGUGAUAAAAGUAAUAGUUCAGACAGAAUAGAUGAGGAGUAACCAUCACACUUUACACUGCAGUGUGUAUACCACACAUGGUAGAUUUCCUGUCUCCAUGAUUCACCUGCCCUAAUUACACUAUGCCUGUAUCCAGUAAUUCCCUUUGCUUCAGCACCUUUUCUCCCCACUAUGGUGACAAAGUCAUAGUAUUCUGUGGAAUCACCCAGUGGCACUAGACCAUAUAUUCCCAAAAUAGCAGGACAACUUUUCUUCUCAACUCCAAGUUCUGCUUCGGAAAGCUAUUCGUACAUCUCUUUAAAACCUUCCAUUUUAUCAUUACCUGUGACUUUAUUUGCCUCUCUAUUGUCCCUGGAUGCUAUCUAACUAGUGCUUAUGUAGCCUAGUUUCUGACUUGUCUCAACAGAAACUCCUGGACCUGCCCUCUAUCCUGUGAUUAUUUAUAUACUACUUGUAUACCAACACCUGUCAAUUUGGCCUAUCAAUGUUGGUGUGCUUUGGCCUCCACUUUUGGCCUCCAUUGUGAUCUCAGUUCUUGGACCACUUCAAAUGAGGCGGUAGACUUAUCCUCCUCACCCUCCAAAACUACUAGCCCUACGCUACCUCCUCCCUCAGUCCAUUCCAAUUUAUUUCAGUUAAUAACCUUCUUUCCAAAGACAUGCCAUAAACCAAAUUGUCAAACAUGGUGGAAAUAAUGAAUGAAAUAUAGGUCCUGCCCUUAAGUUACUGACAGUGCACUAGGAGAAACAAAUAUGGAAAAUGUUUAAUUUAACACAGUAAGGGCUCUCAUAAAAAUAGAUGCAGAAUGUGGGUGGUUCUUUGAAAGAGAGAUCAUUCUACCUGUAUAAAUAAUAGAGAAGAUAAGUAAGCUUGGACUUGAAGGUGACUUGGUAUUUUUCCAAACUGACAAAAUGGCACCAAUAUAAGUGACAGUAUUAAACAGAAGGCAGCCUUCUGCUAUAGAUUAUGUGCACUUGGAAAACUCAUUGAUAACAUUUGAACUAUGAAAUUAAUGUUCUACUGGUCUUCCAACUUUAACCCCCACUUAGAUAUUUCAAACCGUUUAGCUCUUCUACUAUAAGUUGAAGUCCCAAAGUAAUAUUUGAACAUUAAGUAGAUUUCAGAAGAUGGUGGUAGCCAAUAAAAUAGAUUGACUCCUCAGCGAGUCCUUUCUUCAUAUCUGUAUUUUUAUUUAUUUUUAAUAUGUAUUUUUUAGUUGUGGUUGGACACAAUACCUUUGUUUUAUGUAUUUAUUUUAUUUAUUUUUUUGUGGUGUUGAAGAUUGAACUCAGGGCCUCGCACGUGCUAAAUGAGCACUUUACUGAUGAACCACAACCCCGGCCCUUGUAUUUUUAUUUUUAAUGCAACUAAAGUAAACAAUUAACAUUCUUCCGAAUCAUUCUUUCUUUCAUGUUUUUGUUUCCAUUAUUCCUGGUACUAAACAUUUCCUUCACUAUGGUGCUUGAAACUCUGAAUUCUGCUGGGUUUCCAGGAAGGCUAUUGACAGUUAUUGCCAAGAGAAAUGUGUUUUCCACUUAGGAAAUUACACUUCUAUUUGGUAUUAUUAUUUCUGACCACUGUGCUGCAUUAAGAGCAUUUCUGAGGAAUGACAAAGAUGGCUUCCUACUGGAAAAUAAACUCGUGUUCUGGUUAAGUGUGGGGGGGCAUGGGUGGAGGGGAGAGUAUACUUAGAGGGAAAUUACCAAGAAAAAAAAAAUAAGAGUCAUAAUAAAGGGAUUGGGCACAUUUCCUGAUGAAACUUUUGUUUUAAAAAGUGUUAAAAAUCUCUACAAGUUCUUUGAAUUUUAAGUUUUUAAUUAAGAAAUGACAGAAAAAUGUUUAACUAUAAAAGUACCCCAUGAAUUAUAUCAGUACAGUGUUCCCUUAACUACCACCCAACUCAAGGUCCACUGCCUGGUUCUGAGAAGCCCCCUUUAAGCCCCUUUAAUCCCUUUUACACCAUCUCCAAAUGUAGUUACUCUCUUGACAUCUACUGAUACUAUUUAGUUUUGCCUAGUUUUGAACUCUGUCACUUGUUUGUCCUUUUGUAUCUGGCUUCUUUCAUGCAGCAGAGUGUGAUGUACACCUGAUUUGUUACCUGUGGUUUUUUCAUUUAAUUAUACUGUACUUUGCCAUUGGUUGAAUUACACUUCAAUGUAUUUAUUCUGUGUUGAUGGUGUUUGGGUCAUUUCCAGUUUGGGACUAUUAAAGGUAAUACUGAUCAA